AUGAAGUAUCCAAUUGCUCUUAUUCUCUUAGGUUUAUUAGUAAAAAUUAAUGCUGCUCCUAGAAUUAUUGGAGGUAAAAAUGCUCCUGAUGGUAAGUAUCCUUAUAUAGUAUCCUUAAGGAGGAUUCCAAAUGACCAUUUCUGUGGUGGUUCAAUCAUCAACAAUAGGUGGAUUCUUACCGCUGCUCAUUGUGUCGAAGGCCGUGCUCACAAGUCUCUAAAGGUUGUUGCGGGCACUAACCUGAUUCACGGCGGCAAGGAGCAAGUUUACGAGUCGGAAUACAUCGUUUCUCACAAGAGCUGGAACACUCCCGCUUUCAGUAACGAUCUUGGCUUGGUCCGUGUCAGCAAGGAUAUCCAAUUCAACGAUAAAGUUCAACCGGUAAAACUGCCCACGGAGGACUUUAACAAAGUUGGCCAUCCAGUUGUUAUGAGUGGCUGGGGCACUACAAAAUUGGGCGGCACCGUUCCUAAUAAUCUCCAAGAAAUAAUCUUAAAGCUUUUCGAUCAAAAUCAAUGUAACAAAGAAAUGUCUGGACUUAUCAAUCGUGGCCACAUCUGCACCUAUACUAAGGCUGGAGAAGGCAUUUGCCACGGCGAUUCCGGCAGUCCUCUUGUUGUUGACGGUACUCAGAUUGGUAUCGCAUCUUUUGUUGAACCGUGUGCCGUUGGAAAACCAGACGUUUUUGCCAGAGUUUUCACAUUCUUAGAUUGGAUUGCUACUGAACAGGCAAAAUUCUAGUUCCAGUCAUUUGCGAAUUGC
This is a messenger RNA of Phymastichus coffea, 762 nucleotides long. RefSeq names its product chymotrypsin-2-like. NCBI's taxonomy places the organism in Eukaryota, Metazoa, Arthropoda, Insecta, Hymenoptera, Eulophidae. The record is from RefSeq and is a predicted model, not a curated record. The transcript is spliced from 5 exons. Gene Ontology annotation, biological process: proteolysis. Bases 1 to 741 code for a protein of 246 amino acids. Gene Ontology annotation, molecular function: serine-type endopeptidase activity.